UUUUUUAAGUAUGGCAAGAAAGUUUGACCGGUUGACCCUUUUGACACUACAAGGUCAAUUUCAAUUUUGUCAGUGAAAAUCAGAAAAGCCGAAAACGUAAAAAAAUUACAUUUCCAACAGUUCCUUCUCGCCGAUUUUAUAAAUUAAAUUGUUUUUCCUAAUAACUGAGCAUAAUAAAUAAAGUAUGGCUCUCAAUAAACUCAGUAUUGAUGCCCUUAACUUGGGUGGGAAACGGGUAUUGAUGAGAGUGGAUUUCAACGUACCUCUAAAAGAAGGAGUAAUCACCAACAACCAACGCAUAGUAGCUGCCCUGGAUACAGUUAAAUAUGCACUGGACAAGGGUGCCAAAUCUGUGGUUCUGAUGUCGCAUCUCGGAAGACCGGAUGGUCGAGCAAAUAAAAAAUACACGCUUAAGCCGGUCUCUCAUGAGCUUAUAAAGUUAUUAAAUAGAGACGUAAUAUUCCUUCCUGACUGUGUGGGACCAGAAAUAGAAGCGGCCUGUGCAGACCCACCAGUAGGAACUAUCAUAUUACUGGAAAACUUGCGCUUUCACAUUGAAGAGGAAGGCAAAGGAGUUGAUAUAAAUGGAGCCAAGGUUAAGGCAGAUCCUGAGAAAGUUAAGGCCUUCAGGGCUAGCCUGAGGAAGCUAGGAGAUGUUUACAUUAACGAUGCUUUUGGCACAGCCCACAGAGCUCAUAGCUCUAUGAUGGGUGAGGGUUUCGAGCAAAGAGCCAGUGGAUUUUUACUCAAAAAGGAGCUUCAGUACUUUGCCAAAGCGCUUCAUGAACCAGAAAGGCCAUUCCUUGCCAUACUUGGUGGUGCCAAAGUGGCAGACAAAAUCCUUCUUAUUGAGAACUUAUUGGACAAAGUCAAUGAGAUGAUAAUUGGAGGUGGUAUGGCUUAUACUUUCUUGAAAGAAACUAAGGGCAUGCCAAUUGGCAACUCUUUGUAUGAUGCUGAGGGUGCUAAAAUUGUUACCAAAUUGCUAGAAAAAGCAGUUAAGAAUAAUGUUAAAGUUCACUUGCCUGUAGAUUUCAUAACGGCUGACAAGUUUGAUGAAAAUGCCCAGGCUGGAACAGCUGAUGUUGAAAGUGGUAUUCCUGAAGGCUGGAUGGGUUUGGACGUUGGACCUAAAUCUAGGGAGCUCUUUGCUGAUCCUAUUGCGAGAGCUAAAGUUAUUGUAUGGAAUGGACCAGCUGGAGUGUUUGAGUUCGAGAAGUUCGCGGGCGGCACACGGGCUAUUAUGGACGGUGUUGUGAAGGCAACUGCCAACGGGACUAUCACUAUUAUUGGUGGUGGCGAUACGGCGACGUGUUGUGCCAAAUGGGGCACGGAAGACAAAGUGUCCCACGUCUCUACUGGAGGAGGCGCGUCUCUUGAAUUGCUUGAAGGUAAAGUGCUUCCUGGCGUAGCAGCUUUAUCCGACGCAUAAUA
Molecule: messenger RNA, 1434 nt
Organism: Maniola jurtina (meadow brown)
Lineage: Eukaryota; Metazoa; Arthropoda; Insecta; Lepidoptera; Nymphalidae
Gene: Pgk
Product: phosphoglycerate kinase
Exons: 10
Coding region: 185-1432 (415 amino acids)
Biological process (GO): gluconeogenesis; glycolytic process
Cellular component (GO): cytosol
Molecular function (GO): ADP binding; ATP binding; phosphoglycerate kinase activity
Source: RefSeq, a predicted model, not a curated record